This is a messenger RNA of Diospyros lotus (date-plum), 1176 nucleotides long. RefSeq names its product GTP-binding protein SAR1A-like. Gene Ontology annotation, biological process: vesicle organization; membrane organization; intracellular protein transport. The record is from RefSeq and is a predicted model, not a curated record. Gene Ontology annotation, cellular component: COPII vesicle coat; endoplasmic reticulum exit site. Gene Ontology annotation, molecular function: GTP binding; GTPase activity. The coding region runs from base 312 to 893 and encodes 193 amino acids. The transcript is spliced from 3 exons. NCBI's taxonomy places the organism in Eukaryota, Viridiplantae, Streptophyta, Magnoliopsida, Ericales, Ebenaceae.
AGAGAGAGAGAGAUCCAUUGAUGCCUCAGUCAACUUUCUCUCUCUAGGGUUUGUUCUCUAUUUAUACAGACAUAGGUUUUGUGUACACACAGACCUAUAUAUAUAUAUAUAUAUACAAUACACACAUACAGAUAACGCCUUUUUUCUCUGGGAAAAAGUACCGAGUGUUGUUGAAUCAAUCGAGAGAUUGCGAACCUUUGUGUUCGUGGAUCGAUCGGUCGAUCUGGUUUUGCUUUUCAACAUAUCUCGAGCUCUUGUCUUUUUUCUGUUGUUGAUUGUUUGGAUCGGAGGUUGAUUAGUAGAUUACAAUCAUGUUUUUGGUCGAUUGGUUCUACGGAGUCCUCGCAUCGCUCGGUCUCUGGCAGAAGGAGGCUAAGAUCUUGUUCUUGGGCCUCGAUAAUGCCGGCAAGACCACCUUGCUUCAUAUGUUGAAAGACGAGAGAUUGGUUCAGCACCAGCCAACCCAGUACCCAACAUCUGAAGAGCUGAGUAUUGGGAAUAUCAAGUUUAAAGCCUUUGAUUUGGGUGGCCAUCAGAUUGCCCGCAGAGUUUGGAAAGAUUAUUAUGCUAAGGUGGAUGCUGUGGUGUACUUGGUGGAUGCUUAUGACAAGGAGAGAUUUGCCGAGUCGAAAAAGGAGCUGGAUGCUCUCCUCUCUGAUGAGUCCUUGGCUAUUGUCCCUUUCCUAAUUCUGGGCAACAAGAUUGACAUCCCUUACGCUGCUUCAGAAGAUGAGUUACGCCACCACAUGGGUCUGACUGGUGUCACCACUGGCAAGGGGAAGGUAAACCUGGCAGACUCGGGCGUGCGUCCGCUUGAGGUGUUCAUGUGCAGCAUUGUCCGCAAAAUGGGAUAUGGAGAGGGUUUCAAGUGGGUUUCUCAGUACAUCAAGUAGGAGGAGGCAGUGGGAUACAGAUUAAGCUUUUUGGUAUUUUACAUCAUGUUCCAGUACUGGAUUUAAGUUGGACCUGUUGUCUGUUUGAAAUCAUCAGUGUUGGAUAUAUUUCCAUUGUUCCAAUGUUUUAGUGAAAUGAAAAACUUCACAACCAAAAAAAAAAAGUACCAUUCUUAUGACGUCGUGCCAAAUUUUGGAAUAUGUGACCCCCCUUGAGUAUUUGAAGGAGAGUAAUUUCAUUGGCAGGGUAUUUUAACCUCUAGACUUCAUCAUGUGCCGCAAU